AUGGCUGACGACGGAGCAGCCGCCGGCGUAGACCCCUCUCCUUCCUCUCCCCCUAUCCAUCCGGCGGCACCGGACAACCCGCCCAUCGAUGCCGCAUCCUUCACCCACACCCCGUACUACUGUGAAGAAAAUGUGUACUUGCUAUGUAAGGAACUGAUUAGAGCUGGACUUGCUGAUCCUGCGGGCAAUGACCUUUAUGCUGUUUUCAUAUCAAAUGAGGAAAAGAAGAUUCCCCUCUGGUAUCAGAAAGCAAGUCGUACUAAUGAUGGAUUUGUCUUGUGGGAUUACCAUGUAAUCUGUAUCCAGUCUAGGCGAAACAAAGGAGAUGUUCUUGAUCUUGUUUGGGAUUUGGACUCCAGUCUUCCUUUCCCUUCUCCAUUCCUCCAGUACGUUGCUGAUGCCAUUCAACCACUAGCAUUUGGCGACUCCAUCUAUGCAAGACUUUUCCGUGUAGUUCAUGGUCCGGUAUUUCUUCGAUCAUUUGCAUCAGACAGAAGUCACAUGAAGGACCCCGUGGGGAAUUGGAUUGAGUUACCCCCAAAAUAUGAACCAAUUGUUGCGGAAGAUGGAAGCACAAAUAACCUGAAUGAGUACAUUGCCAUGACUAAUAAUGAUGUCGGAGACCUGGAAAGCAUGGUUAAUGAUGUCUACCACAAGAAACAUGGAGUGGUGAUAAACGAAACGUUGCUCCCCAUGUUCUUCUCCCGGUUGCCUGAAUGGCAUCCUUAA
Triticum turgidum subsp. durum (durum wheat) is the source of this 729-nucleotide messenger RNA. The record is from the annotation of a GenBank genome assembly. NCBI's taxonomy places the organism in Eukaryota, Viridiplantae, Streptophyta, Magnoliopsida, Poales, Poaceae.